AUGGGGCAGCGCUGCACGACGCUCAGCGCAGAAGAGGGCAUCUCGGAGAUCGGAGGGACCGCGAGAGACCUCGGGGCCUCCUCUUCGGCGUCCUCGAAUCACUUCAAGGAGAAGCGGGUUGCGUGGACGCGCACUCUCCCCACGGCGCGACCUCCAAAGACGCUGCUCGAGGCGACGGCGAUACGGACAGCCCAGCUCUUAGCAGACGGCUACUUCUCCCCCGCCGACCUGCAUGUCUUGCCGAACGACCUCAUCGAGAUGGUCAUCACCGCGUCCAUCCAGCAAGGUCUCCUGUCGGAAGAUACGCUCGACGUGGUCCGCCUGGGGAAGGGAGCAGUGCGACUGGGCAAACUGAUCCUUCCGGAUUACCCUGGCGUGUCGACGGGCUGGCUGGAAGGCCUGCAGGACGCCGGGAUCCUCCACCUCGACCUCUCGGGGUCGGCGACGAGCGAGCUGAUGGCUGACGUGGCCACGAUGACAACGAUGACUACCCUGGUGCUGGACCAGUCGACGGGGUUGGCGCAUCCGGGCGGCCUCUCGCGCCUCGCGUUUUUGCCGCGCCUGCGCCACCUCUCCCUCGCGCACUGCGAGGGCGUCACGGCGGACACGGCGCGGACGAUCUCGAAGCUGCCCGACCUCAGAACGCUGUGCCUUCGCAGCUGCUGUUCCCUCCAGAGCGGCGCCGUUCCGCACCUGGCAAACCUGACUCAGCUGCAGGAGCUGGACCUCGGCUGGUGCUUCCGCGUCCCGCGCGCCGACAUCGCGGCGCUCUCGAGCAUCCAGGGCCUCCGGAAGCUCGUCUUCAGCGGGACGCUGGCGGGGCCGGAGACGGCCGACGUGCUGCUGGCGAACGCCGGCACCCUGCGCGAGGUCGGGCUGGCGCGGUGCCGGAACCUGCUGCCUCCGGAUGAGACGGCCGCGCACCUGACGGGCGUCCCGCCGCCUGUCACGCACGGGCGAGACCGCAUCUCGGUGCUGCAGGCCGUCGUGCAGUUAGGCACCCGGGGGGGUCUCGAGGUGCUGGACCUGUCAGGGCUGUCGAUGCUGACCUCGGACGACUGCCGCGAGUACAUCUCGCAGUGCACGUCGCUGCGGGACCUCAACUUGGCCUCCACGGGCGUCACGGGGAGCGGCGCGGCGUCGCUCGUGACGCUCACUGCGCUGGAGCGGCUCUCGCUCGACAGCUGCCAGGUCGGGGACACGGCGUGCAUGGCGCUGAAGGGCAUGCCGCGGCUGGAGAAGCUCGAGCUCGGAGACACGCAGAUCGCGGACAUGGGCCUCACUUACUUGCGGCACGUCCCGCGGCUGCGGCACCUCGACGUGGGCCACACGGACGUCACGGACGCGGGCAUGCGGCACGUGCGCUGCCUCACGCAGCUCGAGUGGCUGUGCGCCGACGUGCGCGGCCUGACGGACCGCACCAUCUCGACACUCGUGCCCCUCGCCAAGACUCUCCGACACUUGGACGUGUUCGGGUGCAAGGUGACGGACCUCGGCUGCGCGAUCCUCUCGCGCCUCGCGCGGCUCACCUCGCUCGAGGCGGGCGGCGGCAGCAUCACGGACGCCGGCGCGCACCACCUCGGCGCGUUGACGGAGCUCGAGCACUUGUCGCUGGCACAGAACUACCGUGUCACCGACGAGGGCUGCCGGCUGCUCGUGAACGCUGCGGGGCCGUCCGUGCCGCUGCGGCACUCCCUGCGCACGCUGAACUUGAGCCACACCGCGGUCGGGGACGGGUGUGUGCCGGAGCUGUCGAAGCUGACCGGGCUGACGACGCUGACGCUCUACAGCACGCGCGUGUCGCAGCACGGGCACAAACGCAUCGCCGCAGCGAUUCCACAUGCAUACGUGGGCGUGUAG
Messenger RNA from Pedinophyceae sp. YPF-701, 1860 nucleotides. The record is from the annotation of a GenBank genome assembly. NCBI's taxonomy places the organism in Eukaryota, Viridiplantae, Chlorophyta, Pedinophyceae.